AUGGCCGACGAGGUGCUACGAGACAUCAAUCUCAAGCAACGAUUCAGCGCCUAUGAUCUCUUAGGACCCCUAGUCGUAUGGGCUAUUUUCUUCGGCUUUGUUUUGAUCUUCUCGGUUACAUUUCUUAAUUGGUUCUGCGUUCGAGAAGACGAUGACAUCACGGUGAUGGAAGAGUGGGCCUACAACCACAAUUUGGGUCUCCGUCUCGGCCCACACAGACAUUCAGUGGUGGCGCGAAAUGUGAACAAGCAUCGCGGCGAGAUUGAAAUCGAAGAAGAAAAUGCUGCUUCG
This is a messenger RNA of Mesorhabditis belari, 291 nucleotides long. The record is from the annotation of a GenBank genome assembly. Lineage: Eukaryota; Metazoa; Nematoda; Chromadorea; Rhabditida; Rhabditidae.